Molecule: messenger RNA, 1385 nt
Organism: Neomonachus schauinslandi (Hawaiian monk seal)
Lineage: Eukaryota; Metazoa; Chordata; Mammalia; Carnivora; Phocidae
Gene: MICU2
Product: mitochondrial calcium uptake 2
Exons: 12
Coding region: 14-1315 (433 amino acids)
Biological process (GO): calcium import into the mitochondrion; mitochondrial calcium ion homeostasis
Cellular component (GO): uniplex complex
Molecular function (GO): calcium ion binding
Source: RefSeq, a predicted model, not a curated record
CGCUUCCGCAAAGAUGGCGGCCGCUGCGGCAAGAGGCGCCUGGCUGGCGGCCUGGGGCGGAAGACUGCGGCGUGGGAUCGCUGCCGGCCGGCGAGCUUGGCCCGGCCCUGGCCCCUGGACCGUGGCAGUGGCCGGUGUGGCCCUGGCAGGCACAGGAGUGGCAUGGUACCAUGGCCGCAUGAAUGUCGUGGCACCCGAGGGCAGCCUCACCGUCUUAGCACAGGAAAAUGUUGACUCUGGAGAGAUGGGAGAAAAAUUGUCCCUUCGUAAACAGCGCUUCAUGCAAUUUUCUUCACUGGAACAUGAAGGAGAAUAUUAUAUGACACCACGAGACUUCCUCUUUUCAGUAAUGUUUGACCAAAUGGAACGUAAAACUUCAGUGAAGAAGCUGACAAAAAAGGAUAUCAAGGAUAUACUGGCAGGAAUCCAAACAGCUCGUUGUGGAUCAACCUUUUUUAGAGACCUUGGCGAUAAAGGACUAAUUUCGUAUACUGAGUAUCUUUUCUUGCUUACAAUCCUCACUAAACCUCAUACUGGGUUUCAUGUUGCUUUUAAAAUGCUGGAUGCAGAUGGUAAUGAGAUGGUUGAGAAGAAGGAAUUUUUUAAGCUACAGAAGAUCAUAAGUAAACAAGAUGACUUGAAGACAACAAUAGCUAAUGAAACAGAAUGCCAGGAAUCAACAGUGAAAGAACCUGAAAUUACCACAACCCUUCAGAUACAUUUCUUUGGAAAAAGAGGAGAACGAAAACUUCAUUUUCAGGAAUUUCGAAGAUUUAUGGAGAAUUUACAAACAGAGGUCCAAGAAAUGGAAUUCCUUCAGUUUUCUAAAGGUUUGAGUUUCAUGAGAAAAGAAGACUUUGCAGAGUGGCUACUUUUCUUCACUAACACUGAAAAUAAAGACAUCUAUUGGAAAAAUGUAAGAGAGAAGUUGUCAGCAGGAGAGAGCAUUAGUUUGGAUGAGUUCAAGUCAUUUUGUCAUUUUACGACCCACUUGGAAGACUUUGCUAUUGCUAUGCAAAUGUUCAGUUUAGCUCAUCGUCCUGUCAGACUGGCGGAGUUUAAGAGGGCUGUGAAAGUAGCAACAGGACAGGAGCUCUCAAACAAUAUUUUGGACACCGUCUUCAAGAUCUUUGAUGUGGAUGGUGAUGAAUGUCUUAGUCAUGGAGAGUUUCUCGGGGUUUUAAAAAACAGGAUGCAUCGAGGUUUAUGGGUACCACAACAACAAAGUGUACAGGAAUACUGGAAAUGUGUGAAAAGAGAAAGCAUUAAAGGAGUAAAAGAAGUCUGGAAACAAGCUGGAAGAAAUCUCUUUUAGAAAAAGAUAAUCUGGGCGCCUGGGUGGCUCAGUUGGUUAAGCAACUGCCUUCAGCUCAGGUCAUGAUCCU